AUGCCCUCGCAGACGUUGCUGUUCCAGUAUGCGAAGUCGCGGGCACAGGCCGUGAAGCGCGAGGCCGCUGAGAGAGGCGACGCGCCGAGUGAUGCUGCUGCGGCCCCAGCCGCCAAGAGGUCGAGGCGCGCGGCGAGCGCCCAGCCAGUCACGCCUGCCGCCGCGAGCGGUGGAGGCAUCAUCGCGGCGAAGGCCGAGGCAGCAUCGGCAGCGUCGGGUAGUGGAGGCAGCUUCGCUGCGAAGGUCGAGGUCUCCGUCAGGAAGAAAGCAAGAGGCGCCCCGCCAGCCCAGGCCAGCACGGCGAAGGCGCCCAGUCAGCCCAAGCCGCCCCCGGCGACGGCGCCCAGUCAGCAGCGGCCCAGCGUGCCCAAGGCGCCCAGUCAGCCCAGGCCGCCCGCAGCGAAGGCGCCCAGUCAGCAGCGGCCCAGCGUGCCCAAGGCGCCCAGUCAGCACAAAGCGCCCGCAGCGAAGGCGCCCAGUCAGCCCAAGAUACGCGCGGCCAAGGCGCCCAGUCAGCAGCUGCCCAGUGUGCCCAAGGCGCCCAGUCAGCCCAAUCCGCCUGUGGCGAAGGCGCCCAGCCAGCCAGCCGUGGCCAAGGGCAAUGGCAAGGGUAAGAAGGGCAAGGCCAACGCAGGCGAGGCGGCGCCCCCGCCCGCGCCCCCUGCCAAGGGCAAGGGCAAGGGUAAGAAGGGCAAGGCCAACGCGGGCCAGGCGGUCGACCCAGCAGCCGAGCAGCCCCCGCCUGCAGUGCCCGCGCCGCCGGCGGGGCGCAAGGCGGCCGCUGCCGCGCCCGCAACUCCGCCCCCCGCGCCGAGGCGCAAGGCGGCCGCUGCCGCGCCGCCGCCAGCCGCGGCAGCCGCGUCGCCCUCGCCGCUUGCUGAGCCCAUGGCGGAGUCGGCCCCCGCGGCCGCGAAGUCGCCGCCGCCAACCCAGAGCGCGCCGCGUACCUCGAGGGGCCGCCCAGGUGCGCCGCCCAUCACUGGGGAGAAGGCUGCGAUUGCGCGGCCCGACCCCGACGCCGAGACCAUCCCGGCGGCCUGCUUUGUCGACGCCCUCGUGGAGGAGGAGGCGGCGGGCGACACCCUCGUGGAGACAGUCGGCGGCGAGUUCCACGGCGAGUGGCCCGAGGGCGGGCGGGUCGAGGGCGAGCGGCACGCCUCUGACGGCGCACCUGCUGGGGAAGUACCUGAGGGGGCGGCUGCCGAGGAAGCACCUGCUGAGGAAGCACCUGAGGAAGUACCUGAGGGGGCGGCUGCUGAGGAAGCACCUGCUGCAGGCGCAGAUCAAUCCGCGUUGCCCCCGUGCGGCGGCAAGCCCUACGCGGUCCCUGAUGACGUCAAGGCUUUGAUCCUUGAUGCGUUGAGCCCGUCCGACGUCGACGUGGGGAUCAGGAACAAGAUGUAUUCCGCGAUCUCCAGGAUGGUCAAUCGCCCAACUGUGGACCCCACGGUCAGCGGCAAGUGGGCGGAGGCGCACUCGCAUGCGGACAAGUUCGCUUUCCUGAAGGUCUGGGUGGAGGACCCGAGCAUGGCAAAGUGGGUGGCCUCGGAAUCUCACGCGCGCUCGCAGGGUACCCAGAAGACGGAGAAGAUGGUCUGGAAAACGAAAUUCCAGGUGUACGCGGACCAUCACGCGCACCAGUCCGAGCCAGCCAUGAUCUAUUGCGACGCGUUGCUGUCCAAGGCAAAGACGCGCCCCAGUAGCAAUCCAAAACACAAGAAGGACAAGAACUUCACCGAGUACUAUGUCCCAGGGGAGCACUCGACCGCCAAGACGGACGCCGUCUCUCACGAGAGCCGCCUGGACAUCAGUGGGGAGUUGUCCGCCGCUAGCAACCCAAAGGUGGUCGAGGACCUGGCCCGUGGCAUGGGCAAGGGCUUGGAGGGCACAUCGCCGCCGCCUCCUACAAGGCCGAGUGCGAGGCGCAAGGCGCAGCCGAAGCAAGGGGCGCGGAAGACUCCGAAGCCCGACGCCAGCUUCUGCGCCCUCGCCGUGAACAAGUGCAUGGCCGACGUCGCCGAGGCUGGGAUCGUGAGCACUGCCCUGGCCAGCUCGAAG
Prorocentrum cordatum is the source of this 2058-nucleotide messenger RNA. The record is from the annotation of a GenBank genome assembly. NCBI's taxonomy places the organism in Eukaryota, Dinophyceae, Prorocentrales, Prorocentraceae.